Messenger RNA from Echinops telfairi (small Madagascar hedgehog), 6578 nucleotides. RefSeq names its product decapping mRNA 2 (gene DCP2). The coding region runs from base 114 to 1382 and encodes 422 amino acids. Gene Ontology annotation, cellular component: P-body; cytoplasm. The transcript has 11 exons. Gene Ontology annotation, biological process: nuclear-transcribed mRNA catabolic process, nonsense-mediated decay; deadenylation-dependent decapping of nuclear-transcribed mRNA. Gene Ontology annotation, molecular function: RNA binding; manganese ion binding; 5'-(N(7)-methylguanosine 5'-triphospho)-[mRNA] hydrolase activity. NCBI's taxonomy places the organism in Eukaryota, Metazoa, Chordata, Mammalia, Afrosoricida, Tenrecidae. The record is from RefSeq and is a predicted model, not a curated record.
CCUGGCCGCUAGCACCGCAGCUCCCUUUCGGGCGAGCGGGAGACUCAGCGCAGAGUCCUCGGUCCCCGGCCGCGCGGAGCCGGGAUGCCCUGCUCUUACUGUGGGUCCUCAUCAUGGAAACCAAACGGGUGGAGAUUCCCGGCAGCGUCCUGGACGAUCUCUGCAGCCGUUUUAUUUUACAUAUUCCAAGCGAGGAAAGAGACAAUGCAAUCCGAGCAUGUUUUCAAAUUGAGCUUGCCCAUUGGUUUUACCUGGAUUUCUACAUGCAGAACACACCAAGAUUACCUCAGUGUGGGAUAAGAGACUUUGCUAAAGCUGUUUUCAGUCAUUGUCCAUUUUUGCUGCCUCAAGGUGAAGAUGUGGAGAAAGUUUUGGAUGAAUGGAAGGAAUAUAAAAUGGGAGUACCAACAUAUGGUGCAAUUAUUCUCGAUGAAACACUUGAAAAUGUACUACUGGUUCAGGGAUACCUAGCAAAGUCAGGCUGGGGAUUUCCAAAAGGAAAAGUAAAUAAAGAAGAAGCUCCUCAUGAUUGUGCUGCUAGAGAGGUUUUUGAAGAAACUGGUUUUGAUAUCAAAGACUAUAUUUGCAAGGAUGAUUACAUUGAACUUCGAAUCAAUGAUCAGCUUGCUCGUUUAUACAUUAUUCCAGGAGUUCCAAAGGACACAAAAUUCAACCCGAAAACUAGAAGAGAAAUUCGGAACAUUGAGUGGUUCUCCAUUGAGAAAUUACCCUGUCAUAGAAAUGAUAUGACUCCAAAAUCCAAACUUGGUUUGGCACCUAACAAAUUUUUUAUGGCCAUUCCAUUUAUCAGACCAUUAAGAGACUGGCUUUCUCGAAGAUUUGGAGAUUCUUCAGACAGUGACAAUGGAUUUUCCUCAGCUGGCAGCACACCAGCAAAGCCCACUGUGGAAAAAUUAAGCCGAACCAAAUUCCGCCAUAGCCAGCAGUUAUUCCCUGAAGGCUCUCCUGGUGACCAGUGGAUAAAGCACAGGCAACCACUGCAACAGAAGCCAUAUAAUAAUCACUCUGAAAUGUCUGACCUCUUAAAAUCAAAGAAUCAAAACAUGAGGGGAAAUGGCAGAAAACAGUAUCAAGAUACGCCUAAUCAGAAGAAAAGAACAAAUGGGGUCCACAGUCAGCCUGCGAAGCAGCAGAAUUCCUUGAUGAAAUGUGAAAAAAAACUUCACCCACGAAAGCUUCAGGAUAAUUUUGAAACAGAAGCUGUAUAUGACUUCCCUUGCUCUGGUGAAGACCAGUUGCUGGAACAUGCUGAGGGACAGUCUGUGACCUGUAAUGGACAUUGCAAGUUCCCAUUUUCAUCCAGAGCCUUUUUGAGUUUCAAGUUUGAUCAUAAUGCCAUUAUGAAAAUCUUGGAUCUCUAAUCGCAACAAAUGUGUUAACAGAAGUAUCAAGAUAGAGAUCUGUUGCAGUUCAACGUGUGUCUCUUCAAGCCUUACCUUUCUCAGGUGUUUUAAAGAAAUGCAGGGAGGCAGUGAUGUUUCUGAAGAGAUGGCUCUUUGUGCGGAGGAGAGAAUGGCAAAAAACCCCAAGAUUAUGCACUGUAAAUGCAGUUAUAACCUUUUACACAGAUGUACCGUUUCAGUGUUUCGCUAACUAGUUUAAGUUGCUGGUUUUGAAAGCAUACUUUCUGUGUGAUUGCGCGCCUUAUUUUUGUAUUCUGGUCAAGAAAAGUGUUUGCGUCAUGAAGUAACCAGGUUAGUAGAAUUUGUUCCAUAUACCCAUUAUAGUGAUUGCAAUAGUAAUUUGCUUAUAUUCUUUAUGACAAAACCCUUGAACUGCACAAUUACGAAAUGAGUAUGAGUUUUGAACCAUCACAGAAAGAGAUUGUAAGUCAUCUGCUUCAGGGGUAUUUAGAGCAUUUAUCUGCUUCCUAGAAUCUCUAAUUCUCUUCCAUUUAGAGUCUUGCUGAAAGGUUGUAGUUAGAGCCAGCAUCUGCAAUACAAUGUUCACGUUCAAACUGAAGUGUUAGCACUUCCUGAAAGGACAUUUGCAGCUUGAGUAGGCUUGAGGUCUGGUGUGGUGCUGCAGGCAGUCAUGAACCAGGAGACUGCUGCCGAGAGUGUGCACGAGAGAAGCAUGGCGGCCAGGACCCUGCAGCAAGGUGUGAUCAGCAUCGCCACACUGCCUCCACUCAUUUUCCUAUUAUAAAUUUAUAUUGUUCUUAGGAAAAUUUCUUGUAAAUACUAUGUAAAACUGACAUCAUUAAUUUUUUCCCAUCGCAUCUCAGUGUUGAUACGUGGAAACGGAUGAUAUUUGAGGAUCCAGUUGGCAGUCACUGCAAAGAAUGCAGUAUAGGCUCUUAUUGACAAUGCUGAAAACCCUGCAGUGAGAGGAGGAAGGAUCAGAACAUAAAUGUACAGAAUUCACUCUUGGGAAUGCAUCUUAUUCAGGAUUUUCCAGUCCAGAUGAGGAGGGUGACAAUGUGCAUUUUGCGUUAGAUUUUGGCUAUAAUUGAGGACAAUCACCUGGACUUUACAGAGUUCUUAGGGUUUUGAGUGCAUCUGACCUCAUGUUGAUGGGGAGGUGCAUGAGCAUUUGUGCAAGUGCAUCUGUUCAGUAUGGGUCUAAAAAAUCAUGUAUGUGUGGUGUCCACAAAAUAUCUCUGCUUGUAAAUGCCAUCGUAGUAAUCUUCUAUAGAGGUAGCUUAUUUAAAAGGGGCUGUAUUUAACCCAUAGGGUCUUUUAAUGGAAGCCGCUAUUGUAAGACACUCACUAGAUAUUACUUUGCUUCAUCUCAAAAUGGCUUUAAGGAGAAAUUCUAUUUGUCACCCUCUUGGUGCUAAGCAGGAAUUUACAAUUUUAGUAAGUACAUUUAGAACUACGUUUUCUAGAAUCCUGCAUCUUGUAAUGUGAUGAACUUGUGAAACUUUGUGACUUUUAAGAUGCAUUUGUUGUGAGGAAGCUCAUAUUAUUUCCAGAAAUAUGGCUGCUUUGCUUGGGCUUCCUUGAGCCAUAUGUAUAGUUGAUCCCAGCAUUCCAGAUUUCUGUUACCAUUGUAAGGGAGUAAAACCUGACUUUGCUUGACAGGUAACAUCAUUGCAUUGUCACUUGUUUACUGCCACCUGGAAACCGUUUAAUAUUUGUGUGUGUGUGUGUGUGUGUGUGUGUGUUUUCUUUCUGAGUACUUUGGUCAGUUGUUCUGGUGCCUACAGUUGAUCUUCAGUUCUCAAUACUAAAAGACCGAGAUUCCGUAGUUACCAGAAGUAUGGCCUUGAAUGGUAUCAGCCUCUUUAAGGACCAACAUAUUGUCUCUCUUUGAUUACUGGUAGGUUAACUAUAGUUAAAUGCCAUUGCUGAUGGGCUGCUUCAUUUAAUGCACUGUGGAACAAAAAAAAGGGUAUUAUUGGGAUGGGAUUAUGACACUUUUAGACUUAACUCUUGAUAGAUUGGGGUAAAAAAUGUUAAAAGAUGUGAUAAAGUGUGUGUGAUACGAUGUGAAUUAACUAUGCAGAAUAUGUACAAAUUAGAUGUACUCAUUGUGUACAUCUGCUGUACUUAUUCCCUUGAGCCUGUGUUUUAAUUUUUCAGUGUUCACAUUACCUUGAGAAAGGCCAUGUUUAGUACAGACACUGGAUUUCUCCUUUGAAAAAUUUUAGGAUGGUUUGGGGAAAUCAAGUGGUAAAGGAGUAUGCUGAAUAUGCCAUAAUUUAGUGUGUUGCAUUUUAAGAAGUUGGCAACGAACAGUUGUGUUGGCUUCAUUAUGUUGUCUUUGAUAAAUUGGCCUUUGAAUUCACUUUUAAAAUAUUAUGUUCCCACCUUAAAUGUUCCCCGGUGCAGUGCACUGUGAAUCUUUCAUAUUUUGAAUAUUUGUGGGUGCUUUUAUGAUUCAUAAGAUGUUAGAUGAAUUUUUUUACUUAACCAUUAUAAUGAUAAAUAUAUAGGGGGGGUGUAGUUUACAUGCUUUUUCAUAAGUGUAUGUUAAAUAGCAAAUGUAUGGGUUUUAGGAUUUUAACCAUUGAUGCUCUCCUGAGAAAUGCGUAUUCAGAGAGGUCUGAGAGCCUAAUAGAACUCUUUUUAGACCAGGUGACUUUUAUUACAGGUAUUUGAAAAUUAAUUUGGAUGUUUUGUUAAUGUAUAAAAUGCAAGUUUUCUACAUUGUCAGGAGUUGUGAUGACUGUUUACUGUGUUGAGCUUUGGAGAACCUUAUUUUUCUAUUAAAAUUAGUAAAAAAUGAAGAUUUAUAGCAAAGUUAGCUUUGUGCUUUCAAAUUGGGUGAUACUUUUAAGGCUUAAGUAUUUGUGUGUAAUUGAAAAUGGAAAUGCAGAUCUAAGUGAAAUGUAUCCUUGGCUGCAGGAACUGCAUCCUUCUGUAAAUUCAGCACUGUGGUCUCUAGAAAAGGUCAGCUGAAUGCUUGUGAGCAUUGUACAGACAUUUCAUCACCUGUUCCCUCACGUCUUUUGCUCUCCAACAGUUAAUUCAGAUGACAGUAAAGAGCAGAAUCAAUUAUAAAAGUCUUUGUGCCAACUUUUAUUAAUUUUGAUGACUUUUUAAAUUUGUGAACUCCCCCCCUACCUGUUCAGAGGCUUUUUGAUGGACAAUGUUAUGCUUACCUGUUGAAUUCUAUUGUUUCUGUGGCAGUAUUUUUCUUUUAUUGUUAUAGUUAUAAUAAAAUUAGAUAUAUUAACAUUUUUCUGGUGAAGAAAAAUAAGUGUAACCUAGUAACUUUGAUUUGGAAUAUUUUUAAGCCAGAGAGAAUUGCUUUAUAUGUAUUGUUGUAAUUUAGGAUUAAUGAUAAAUAAGAUCUUAGGGUCACUAGGUCCACCAACCACCUUAGUCCUAAAUUGGAGUUCCUGGUUUUUGUACUAAAGGACAUUUAGAUAGUUGCCAAGAAUUAUAAAAAUAAGAGGAUGAUGAGGUUUCUUAGCAUCCUUUUCUUCCUAGAAUUGAGCUGUUUCCAUCUGCAUGCCUGUGCUCUAAAGACAGCAGAUUGAAAGUGAGCAGAACAGGCUCACUCCCAUGUUUUUAAAACAAAUUUCGUACUGCAGUUGAAAGAAGUAUGAGGUGCUACUGUUAAAGAGCAAAUUUCCUUACAAGAUAGAAGACAGCUGUAAUUACUAGGUCAAAGAGUUAAGAAGACAUUUUAGAAGGUAUACCAACCUGUGUGCUGUAGGAUGCAAAAGGCUAGAAAUCUGGUCUUUGACUAGCCUAGGCAGGGUGUGGCUAUUACCAAGCUUUUUCUGUCUCUUGAUACAGGCCCUGUUUUCUAGGACUGGUUGCCAUAAAUCCAGUGUUUCAGAGCUUGGUUCUUAGGGGCUGAUGCUGUACGAAUCCAGCCACACUGGAUUACUCUGUUUUCCUGUAAGAGAUAUACCCUAAAGCAGGGGCUGGGGCCCAUGCAGCCGGGGUCCUGAUCAUCAGCACCAUGACUACACAUGCCACCCAAGAGAAGUCGUUUCAGCCGUCACAUUAGGGUGAGUUAAUGAAACGUCUGUCCAAAUACAUCAGGCUAAUUUUCAAGUUGAUAAUUUUAUAUGGCCUGUGAAUGAUGUUACAAAUAUCCAGAUGGUGCCUGGCAGGUAAAAAUGGCUCUCUACCCCUGAUCUGGAGCAUAUACACCUAAGUCAGUCAGGUGUUAGUCAUUUUCAGUCUUGGAUGGGAGUGUACUUGAAGGUUAAGUCUCCAUUAGCUGAGUUACUUAGACUUUUACAAAGUACAAAGAAAUGUCUAGGGGGAAAACACAUAACUAUGAUGAGUAUUAAAAGCCUUCUCUUGAAAGAUGUUAAUCAUCAAAUCAAUUUCCAGUAAAGAACUUCUACUUAUGUAGGGAUGCUAGUUGAGCUAUGGCAGCAGAUUGGAACAUGAUCGUCUGUAAGAGAUUAACCCCAAGGUGCCGGGGUUACUGUGUGCGCGUGUGCUCAGAGACAAAAUGCAGCUACUGGUUGCCCAUUUUUGUAACUUUGUCCCAUGUGGACCAUUCUGUCGAUAGACUGCACCCAUUCUUUUGGCCCAGCAGAAGAGCCCCACCCCCUCGGGUGUUUACUUUUUGGUGGAAGGGUUCUCUGAGGCAGCUGGGAUUUUCUUUUCUUUUGGUGGAAGGGGCGGGGUGGUGGUGGAAGGCUGUGUUGCGUUCUGUUGGAAGAACUAUUGUUUUUUAUCAGAUACCUUUUAUCAGGUGGUGAUGAGGAAGAGACUGUUGAGUGUCCGCCCCCUUUGCCACUGUGGAAAUUUGUAAGCAAUGGUGAUCCUCUUCCUCUCCUCGCAGAGUGUGCACAUGUCUGCGCUUUUGCACCUUGUGUGCAUGGCAACCCAGUUGGUAUGGAAACAAAGAAAACUUUUAUGCCUUGGAGGCGUGUAGACAUCCUUAUGAUGGUUUUCAGUCUCUGAAGGGGUAGUGAACUUUUUGAUACGGAAAAUAACAUUUUAAUUUAAUCCAACCUUUUAAUUUGUUUAUCCUGAGAUUCUGAGACAAAAAGCUCAGAAUUAUGGGGUGAGAUAUUUUGGUCACAACUUUAUUAAUUAGCCAGUUCUUUGUAAAAUGACACUUUGACUUUCCUUUUUUUUUUGGGUCUAUUUUCUUUUCUUCCUUUAAAAAAAAAAUCAUUUUUAUUGGGGGCUCAU